AUGGCAAGUCAUGUCCUGGCAAGCAAUACCCUGCCGAGCACCAAGGUCGUGGCAAGCACCAAGGUCGUCGCGUCGGUGCUCCAUGGACCCAAAGACUUGAGAAAGGAGGAGCGAGACUUGGGCCCGCCAGGCCCCGGAGAGCUCCAGGUAGUCAUCCAUGCGACGGGGCUGUGCGGAUCCGAUCUGCACUACUACAACCACUUCCGCAAUGGCGACAUCUUGGUGCGGGAGCCCCUGACGCUCGGCCACGAGUCGUUCGGCAUCGUUGUCGCCAUGCACCCCGAUCUCGACACCCCGACCGCCAUGUUCCAGCUCGGCGACCGCGUCGCCCUCGAAGUCGGCCAGCCCUGCCAAAAGUGCCGGUGCUGCAAGUCGGGGCGCUAUAACAUCUGCGCCAACAUGGUCUUCCGCAGUUCGGCACGCUCCUUCCCCCACGCCCAGGGCACCCUCCAGCACGCCAUCAACCACCCGGCCAUAUACUGCCACAAACUGCCCCUCCAUGUCUCAUAUAAGCUGGGCGCCCUAGUCGAGCCUUUAUCCGUGGCGCUCCACGCAGUGGAUCGAGCCAAUCUUAGCCCCCGCGAGGCGGUGCUGGUGUUUGGCGCGGGCCCGGUGGGCCUGCUAUGCGCGGCAGUGGCCAAGGCGACGACACUAGCUACUAAGGUAAUCAUGGCGGACAUCCAGGCGGAGCGGGUCAAGUUCGCAAUUGAGAACGGAUUCGCCGACGACGGCAUCGUGGUUCCGGCGGGUGGGCCAGGCGGUCUUGAAGACGUCCAGGUGCGCCUCGCCUUCUCCAAGUAUGUCGCCGACAUUGUCAAGGAAAGCAGCAUCUUUGUUCAAGAUUACGAUGACGAUGAAGACGACGGGCCCAGCGGCAUCACUGCCACCUUUGAGUGUACCGGGGUCGAAUCUUGUAUGCAGGCUGCCAUUAAUGCGACGGAGGCCGGCGGCAGGAUUAUGAUCAUCGGCAUGGGCAACCCGAUUCAAACACUGCCAAUCGGAACAGCGGCGCUGCGUGAGGUUGACUUCAUCGGCGUGUUCCGGUACCGGGAAGGCGUUUACGCGCGGGCCAUUGAGCUGUUGGCAAGCAACAACCCGGACCUGCCGAACCUGGAGCGCAUCGUGACGCACCAAUUCUGCGGGAUGGACAACGUACCCGCCGCCUUCGAGAUGGCGGGCCGCGUUAAGGACGACGAUGGAAGACUCGUGCUCAAGGUAGUUGUUAAGACUUAG
Lasiosphaeria miniovina is the source of this 1233-nucleotide messenger RNA. Its product is annotated as alcohol dehydrogenase GroES-like domain-containing protein. Gene Ontology annotation, molecular function: L-iditol 2-dehydrogenase (NAD+) activity. The record is from RefSeq and is a predicted model, not a curated record. Bases 1 to 1233 code for a protein of 410 amino acids. Gene Ontology annotation, biological process: D-sorbitol catabolic process. Lineage: Eukaryota; Fungi; Ascomycota; Sordariomycetes; Sordariales; Lasiosphaeriaceae. The transcript has 4 exons.